UUACGUUACAUGUAUGCUACUGGGUAUUUUCGCGUCAUACAUUCUUGUUUAUUCGUCAUGGAAAUAAAUAUAUCUAGCUUUCUGGAUCGACCUUCUUCGAAUGAGGUUCCUUCAAGUCAAGAAACAAACCCAAAUCACCUAGAAGUACAAGUUCACCAAUUGCCUUGCAGCAUUAACUAUAAGGGAAAAGCCAAUAUCGAAAAUUAUUUCCUGGUAAAUGAGUUAGAUAAAAAAAACCAAGAUAUGUAUGCUUUAAUAGAUAUGGAUAAGUCGAGUUCUGGACCAACCGAAACCCUUUACGAAGCAUUUUUCCGUGGCCGUCGUCUUAUAGGUAGACAUGUCAUGCUAGAAGAUGAAUAUGAAGGUUGCAUAUUUAAAGAAUCAUAUACGUCCAAUAAAUCAGGUCCAUUAACAACAAACAUGGAAAUUGAUGAAAAGCGAACUUGGGAAACUUUUCACAAGUUUCAUUCUUUCAUGGUAUGGGAGCAUAAUACUGUUCCUUCACCUUCAAACAACCGAUUGUUAAGUUCUUUGGAUUGGUUGGAAGUCGCUAAUGCU
Messenger RNA from Racocetra persica, 558 nucleotides. The record is from the annotation of a GenBank genome assembly. Lineage: Eukaryota; Fungi; Glomeromycota; Glomeromycetes; Diversisporales; Gigasporaceae.